AUGCGAUCCCCUUCUCCAGAGGAGCUCCCCCAGCCGCCCCAAAUCCAUCAACACAAACCAUCUCGACACCACGCCUCUACGUCAACCUCAUCAACACCGGCCCUCAGCAAACAACGUCCACACUCUCUUCAAUUCUCCUUCCCACCCCUGUUCCAGACGAACGCCUCAUCGACGAGCCUAGUGCCCUCAAAUGCAGAGGGAAAACCCAUUCCCGUUGACAAUUCAACUGCUGAGCAUCGAACGUCGGCUCUUCGAGAGUUGAAUAGUAAUUUCCCCACUCGUCAUCGAUACGGACAGUCUACUGGUGCCCAGAGCAGUACCUAUUCCCAGCCUGUGAUCGUGCGAAGUUACUACGCUCCUGUACCAGCACAGCCUGCGGACAGAGGAGUCAUUGUUGUCAACGGUCGAGGGCACCGCUCAGCACUCUCAGAAAGUAGCGGCCCUUCAGCUUUCGUACGACGAGUGCUGCCUUUCGGUGCAGGUUCUGCCUCGGUCCGGAAUGGAAUUAUGGGUACAAUGGCGAGAAAUCGAACAAAGAAACGACUCGAGAAUGAACCAGAGGAGCCAAAACUUCCAUCUGUCGAAGCCUUCCGCUUCAAAAGCUUCAUGGCUAAUCUAGAAGACCAGAGUGGUGGUACUGAUAUAAAUGCUGAUCUGGACCGUAUCGCAGAGAUCUGUGCUAAAUCACGAUACUCUCUUAGCAACCAGUAUGAAGUUCAUUAUGCUCCCCAUGGCUCAGGCUCGUCUUUUAUGGCUCCAGCUAUUGAGAGUCAGGAGGCUCAUGGACCCACCCUUCAAGCUGUGUCAUCCGAUGAUGAGAGGAACAUCAAACAAUCUAGAAAACGACCGAUGGGCGUGAGGAGGAACAGCAGAGCCAUGGGGACAUUGGAGACCAUAAUGUCAUCGAGUAGAUCAUCGGAUGAAGAUAAAUCGAAGAAGUCCGCUGCAGAGAUUGCCGAGGACGUUCGCGGCAGAGCCGCACAAAAAGGGUCCAGCAAACACGGAUCAUCGGUCUCGUCUGAGGGAGGAGCCAGCGAGAACGUGUUCCUGGAAGAGGAGGAUGUAAGACAGCGGUCACCUCGCCAAAAACGGUCUGGUUCAUUGGCCCUCAUUGAUGGCAAUCGGUUGAGCAUGCACCUCCAUGAUUUGGAUUCGAGUCGACUCACGGCUGCUGGUCUUGUCAGUGAGCCUGCCUUACCUCAAACAUCAAGCAGUCAACUCGAAAUCCGAACAGCACCUGAGGUAACAAACAAAGAGCAUCUUCCUGGUAUACCAAAGAAGGGCCUUGCAGCUACAGAAGGACUUGACCAGCCGGUCGUCCAUGGCUCUAUAUCUGCAAUCGAGACAUCUAACCAAAGGAGCAAUUUGAUGUCCACGCUUAGUGGUUGGAUGACUUGGCGUUCGCCUGAUACUUUGCCAACGAUUAAGGGCCGUGCGGAGGUUAGUCUACGUGAGCUUCUGAAAACUCGAGAUAUUAAAGGAAAAGGUGUCGAGGCGGCGGCGUAUCAGUAA
Messenger RNA from Fusarium subglutinans, 1512 nucleotides. RefSeq lists its product as uncharacterized. The record is from RefSeq and is a predicted model, not a curated record. Lineage: Eukaryota; Fungi; Ascomycota; Sordariomycetes; Hypocreales; Nectriaceae. The transcript has a single exon. Bases 1 to 1512 code for a protein of 503 amino acids.